AUGUCCGCCCCAUCUGACGCCAAAGACUAUAGCGACUGGACAGUGAUCUACGACGAUCAGAAUAAAAAAAAUGAAGACAAGCUGUCUGAUAGAAGGAAAACACUUGCACGCACACUCUCAAUACCCAAGACGAUGUGUAUAUUGUCCGACACGAAGACUGAGAUAUCCACAGUGGCUGAGCUGCCCUCGCCCAAACUGAAGCUUCCUCAAUUGGGCGACGAAUCAACCGAAAGAGUCUUUCCAGUUCGUUCGGUCGUUUCGUUUGAUUCGACGCAAUCAUCUGCGUUACCAACUCCCUCUAUUGAUAAACUUGAAACGCCAAUAUCGCCAUUUUCAGACACUUGGACUGGUGGCCUCGGUGAUGAGGAUGGCUGUCGACAGAAAAAUGGUUCUUCCAGGGGUUUUAAUAUGGAUUCGAGUGCUUCCAAGACGCAUGAAUUUUCUGCCCGGGUCCGUCAAAAGAGGGAGAGUGAGAGCGACACUGCAUCUGUGCCCAAGGAGCAGCCCACGCCAGGUCAAGGUUAUUCAAAGGAAACACCCGGAGGGAAAGGACACGUUUUGGCAAAUUUGCAAGAAACUAUGCGAAACGGCAGUGAUGUUCUCGGUACCCACAAGAGAACAAAGGAGAUACAAUAUUCGCACGAAGAUGAAGAGGAUAUUUUCAUUCAAUCCUUUGGUGCACUUCUUGUGGUUACCGAGUCUGACGGCAACUUGGAGAUACAGAUAGCCAGCAGCAACUCCAAGGAUAUCAUUGGGUAUUCUCCUGACGAGCUCUUUGAUAUGCAAUCACUUUGUUAUGUCUUGCCUCCCUCUCAACGACGCAUCUUCAUAAAUCACUGCAACUCUGUUUUGAGCAACCAAUACGAUGUUGAAGCUUCGGGUCCAGAUGUCUUCUCGUUUUCCAUAUUGUCACCAACUGGUGUCACUCAAUACCAUUGGUGCAUCAUGCAUACCAGCAAUAUACAUAAAAACUACAUUAUCUGCGAGAUUCAGCCGGAAACUUUUCCUGUUCACUUGGAUGAAAACAUAAACAAACUCGCAAGGUCAGAAAGUGAACAAUUAGACUCGACUUCAGGGGCAUAUUUCAAGAGCUUGAAACCCCCAGACACAAACGACAGCAACACACCCAAUCCAUCGGAGCUUCUCAACACAGUUCCCCGAAUCCUUCGACAACUAACAAGUUCCCAAACAUUGGAAGCCCUUGUUCAAGACACCAUGACCAUUUUGCAAGAGGUUGUUCGAUUCGACAGAACAUCCAUAUAUCACUUUGAUAGUGAUCGGAAUGGCAUCGUUGUCGCAGAUGCCAGCUCAUCUGCCGAGUUCAUUUCGCAUGAAGGCGUCCAUUUCCAGGGGUCAGCAUUCCCAGAAACAGCAAAAGCACAAUACACGCGCAACAUUGUCUCUUUCUCUUAUUCGGGGACUCAUGACAAGGCAAGUCUUGUGUAUCGUGCUUCUCCCAACAAACUGCUACUGGACAUGGCCCACACCUAUCUAUCAGUUGCACCAACGCCCUCGAAACCCCAUGCAGAGAAUCCAGUCAGAGCUUGUUUGUCCAUUCAAAUAAGUGUGUGUGGUAAGCUUUGGGGUCUUAUUUCAUGUAAGUCCUACACAAGUAAUCAAGGAUUGCAUCCACUGAAUCAGAAACUCUGCUGGUUUAUUUCCGAGGCUGUUUCGAGCAACAUCAAGCGCCUAUCGUACAGUCUGCCCUUUCAGCUGAGGGAGUCCAAUGUUUCCCCAAACGACGCAGAUAAAGUGGCGGCAAUCAAGACUCCACCAGGAGACUUACUCAGUCUCUUUGAGGCAGAUUAUGCCGUGGCAUCAAUUCUUGACGAAACAAAAAUCCUGGGCAAACCAAUUGAUUCGCAGGAAGUCCUGGCUUUACUUGAAUAUAUGAAAUCGAAGGAGAACGACACUCCCCUCUGGUCUACAGACGUUGCCUCAGACUUCCAAGAUCUUAAUUACCCACCAGGGUUUCACCAUCUGGCAGGUCUACUCUAUAUCCCACUCUCGCGGGAUGGGCAUGACUUCAUCAUUUUCUUUCGAGCUGAUUCUGGGGACUUUAAUCCCGAAGAGAUCCCCCAAAAUCCUGCAAAUCAUGAAGCGGAGAAAUCGAGCCGACAGCAACUUUGGUCAACCGCUGAAUUCGGGAAAGCGUCUAUCUUGUCUCUACUGUACAGGACAUUUACCGAUCUAUGGCAAGAAAAGGAGGUCACUAUGCAAAACAAUCAGUUGAUGAGGCUACUUCUUGCCAACUCUGCGCAUGAAUUUAGAACUCCGCUCAACGCCAUAAUAAACUACUUGGAAAUUGCCCUCGAUGGACCUUUGGACCGAGAGACAAGACAUAAUAUAUCUAGAUCCCAUUCUGCCUCCAAAUCAUUGGUAUAUAUCAUCAACGACCUUCUGGACCUCACCAAUACCGAAAAUGGACAACGAUUGAUCAAAGACGAGGUGUUCAACCUUUCAGAAACCCUAACCGAGGCGACCGAUAUCUUCUGGGAGGAAGCAAGACAAAAAUAUGUCGAUCUGCAGGUAGUCCAACAUGCCGCUCUACCCCCGGUUCUUGGAGACCAGCGACGGGUACGCCAAGUCAUUACCAAUCUGAUCAGCAAUGCUGUACAGCAUACGUCGUCCGGAGCCGUCACAAUCGAAUCUUGUGUCGUGCCGGAGUCACUGGAUUCCAAUCAGAUUUCCGUGGAAGUUGCCAUCCACGAUACUGGGUCGGGCAUGUCACAGGAGACGGUAGAAAUCCUCUUUUGUGAACUAGAGCAGGUAUCCAACAAGGGAUACAUGCAGGACCCCAAAUCCUACGAGCAGUCCAAUGGCCAAUUUCUGGACACUGAGGGUGUUCUUGGCCUGGGGCUCGCUCUCGUAGCUCGAAUCGUGCGAAAUAUGAAUGGGCAGCUGAGCUUGAAGUCUGAAGCAGGAAAGGGAAGUUGCUUCAAGAUCAGGCUUAAGUUCCCUCUUCCCGAAGAAGACUGCGGACAAAGGCAGAGCCCACUCGCUGCGUCAGACGAGAGUUUGAAAAUAGACGAGACAAGGCGGAAAAAUGCAUCGCUUUGUGCGCCGGGCCAGAAUAAAAAUGGAGUUCCUUGUGAGUGUGGUGAGAGUCCAGAGUUUUCGUCCGGAGAGCCUGUCGUCAAUAUCGAUGUCAGUCUCAAAUCUGGCAUGACCAAGAAUCUCUGUCUUCGCGGGAAUGAGCUUGAAAAGAGCAAUCUCUUAGAUGAGAGCGACCCAAGCAUAGCCACCAAGCAUUCACCAUCGAAAGCAACUCAAACUCCCUCCAAGAGGCGUUCCUCGUCCACAAUUGCAACAAAAGAGACCCAAGACCAAACAAGCGUAUCCCCAACGAUGAAUUGGAACCUCCACGUUCUCGUCGCUGAGGAUGAUCCCAUCAACAGCACUAUCGUCCGCAAGCGCCUCGAAAGGCUCGGCCAUACGGUCCACUUAACCGCCAACGGCAAGGAAUGCGCAACUAUCUACAACCAAAAUCCUACACGCUUCGAUGCUGUACUGAUGGAUCUACAAAUGCCUAUUGUUGACGGACUCGGCGCAACAAAGAUCAUACGCGAGUACGAGCAGCAGGAGAUAGCAAAUGAGUCGGCCCUAGCACCUCGUAUCCCAAUCUUCGCGGUUUCGGCGUCUCUGCUGGAAGAAAACCGCGAGAUGUAUAUCGACUCUGGAUUCGAUGGCUGGGUGAUGAAGCCGGUUAACUUCCAGCGGGUGGAUCGAUUGCUGGGAGGGGUGAAGCUCCCGUGGGUGAGAAGGGAGUACGUUUAUGAGCCGGGGAUGUGGGAAGAAGGGGGGUGGUUUGAAGCUUAG
Messenger RNA from Penicillium soppii, 3819 nucleotides. Its product is annotated as hybrid sensor histidine kinase/response regulator. The record is from RefSeq and is a predicted model, not a curated record. Lineage: Eukaryota; Fungi; Ascomycota; Eurotiomycetes; Eurotiales; Aspergillaceae. Gene Ontology annotation, biological process: phosphorelay signal transduction system; protein autophosphorylation. The transcript is spliced from 2 exons. Gene Ontology annotation, molecular function: histidine phosphotransfer kinase activity; phosphorelay sensor kinase activity. The coding region runs from base 1 to 3819 and encodes 1272 amino acids.